CCUGGCCUCUACUUGCCGCCCCGCCCUACGUAAUUCAAUUACAUUUUGCUAUUCUAUACGAUUACUCUAAUCACCCCAUUGUAUAUCCCACCCAAUUACUCCUUGUUAUCUCCAGGCACCAUCCACGUGUUGACGGAAUCCCCGGAUCUCCGCCAUUUCGAAUCCCUCGCUCCCUCGAUCCCCCUCUGUGACUUUGUUGUCGUUUAUCAACAUUUCCACUUGCCACUUGGCUUUCCGCAACCGACCUCCACUCGCCUCCUCUCCCACCAUGGCCUCGUCCGAUAUCAACGCACAAGCUAUCACAGCCCACUUCAGCCCCCUCCAACGCGGCCCGGCCGCUACUGCCCUCCGCGACCUCGCUCUCGCCGUCGGUUGGUACCAUCUCCGUGUCCUCGAGCUCGCUGGCACGCAGUGGGCCGUCAUCGUGGGACACAAGCGCAAGGAGGACCCUCUCCGCGCCGUCCUCCCGCUGCCGCUCCAUACCAACGCCCUCGUCCCCUCCGAGCUGCAUGCCAUCUUUGGCGCCCUCUCCAAAGUCUCCGUCAACGACCUGCCUCCUCCUCUCCCCGAGUUUGCGCCCAGCGUCGAUAGGCUGCGCAAGGCCUAUGCUGCCAUGACUGGAAAGAAGCACGACGAGCUGGACGCCGUCAACGAGGAUGACGAGAACGACGAGGAAAAAGAGGAUCAAGAGCAGCAGCCCGACUUGUCCGGCCAGUUUGACCCAGACACUCUCUACACCGCCAUCGUAUGCGCAGACUCCACCGUCGUCUACUACAAGCUCUCCCGCGGUAUUCGCAAGCCUCACGAUAUCCCAGACGAGUAG
Cutaneotrichosporon oleaginosum is the source of this 823-nucleotide messenger RNA. RefSeq lists its product as uncharacterized. Lineage: Eukaryota; Fungi; Basidiomycota; Tremellomycetes; Trichosporonales; Trichosporonaceae. Gene Ontology annotation, molecular function: tRNA-intron lyase activity; nucleic acid binding. Gene Ontology annotation, biological process: tRNA-type intron splice site recognition and cleavage; tRNA splicing, via endonucleolytic cleavage and ligation. Gene Ontology annotation, cellular component: tRNA-intron endonuclease complex. The record is from RefSeq and is a predicted model, not a curated record.